This is a messenger RNA of Pipistrellus kuhlii (Kuhl's pipistrelle), 4834 nucleotides long. RefSeq names its product PPARG coactivator 1 beta (gene PPARGC1B). Lineage: Eukaryota; Metazoa; Chordata; Mammalia; Chiroptera; Vespertilionidae. The transcript is spliced from 12 exons. Gene Ontology annotation, biological process: positive regulation of transcription by RNA polymerase II. Gene Ontology annotation, cellular component: nucleus. The record is from RefSeq and is a predicted model, not a curated record. Gene Ontology annotation, molecular function: RNA binding; transcription factor binding. Bases 66 to 3332 code for a protein of 1088 amino acids.
GAGGGCCGAGAGGGAAACUUUGCUUCUUGUUGUAAUCCGCCUGUCUCUGGGCGGCCGCAGCUGUCAUGGGACCGGGUGGGCGGGGAGAGGCUUGCAAGCUGACUCCCAGCCGGGGAGACGCGACUCGGAGGGGACGCAGCGGCGGAGAGGUCCACCGAGAGGCUCAGCUCCGGGCAGACUCCGGGAGGCGGCUCCGGGCCGGGCUGGCGGCCGGGAUGGCGCGGCGUGGCCGGGUGUCGCCCCGAGGGAGCCCGCCGCCCGCCCGAGGAGGCCGCCCGGUCCCCUGCAGACGCCCAAGCGCCGGGGAGCCGCGGGGCCUCGUGGAUGUGGGGUCCGAGGAGGAGCAACUCUGCGCUGACUUUCCCGAGCUUGACCUCUCCCAGCUGGAUGUCAGUGACUUCGACUCGGCCACCUGCUUCGGGGAGCUGCAGUGGUGCCCUGAGAGCUCGGACACUGAGCCCAGCCAGUACAGCCCCGAGGACCAGGAGCUUUUCCAGAUAAUCGACAGCGAGAACGAGGCCCUCCUGGCGGCGCUCACCAAGACCCUGGAUGACAUCCCCGAAGAUGAUGUGGGUCUGGCUGCCUUCCCGGCCCUGGACGGUGAAGACACACCAUCCUGCGCUUCAGUGUCACCUGCCCCCUCCUCUGCGCCCCCCAGCCCCUCCCUGGAGAGCCCCCCGGCCAGGACCCCAGAGGUGGAUGAGCUCUCCCUGCUGCAGAAGCUCCUGCUUGCCACAUCCUCCCCAGCGUCUGGCUCCGAUUCCCAGAAGGAAGGGGCCGCCUGGCGCCGGACCAGCCUCAGGUCCAAAAGUCAGCGGCCUUGUGUCAAGGUGGACAGCGCCCAGGAGAAGAAGGCCCCCACAACGCAGCCUCAGAGCCGGAGCUGUUCGGAACUGCAUAAGCACCUCACCUCGGGGCCAUCCUGCCCCCAGGCGAAAGCCCACUCCCCGGAGAGGGGCCUGCAGCCACCAGCCCCCCUGCCUCCCCGGCUCCCCGCCAAGGAGGUUGAGGAGCCGAGCAAGGACCGCCUGAGCCCCCAGCCAGUGCCAGCCUCUCCCUGGGACUCCCCUGCACGGGGCAGGGCUAGCUCCGGCGCCCAGAUUCCCCCGGAGGACAUGCAGGCUGUGCUGCAGCUUAUCCGCUACAUGCACACCUACUGCCUCCCCCCGAGGAAGCUGCCCACGCCGGCCUCAGAGCCAGCCCCUCGGCCCUGCACCAACCCCCCCAAGCAGGCCAGAACCUGGGCCCAGCCCUCGCCCCCCUCCAAAGCCACGUGGGCCAAGUUUUCCAUCCUGAGGGAACUUCUGGCUCAAGAUGUCCUCUGUGAUGUCAGCAAACCCUACCGCCUGGCCACACCCGUCUACGCCUCGCUCAGGCCCCAGCACAGGCCCAGAGACGGCCAGGCCUCCCCCGGCCGCCCGUGUCCCGUGGAGGAGGUGAGGGUGGCAGCUUCACCCAAGAGCAGCGGGCCUGGCCGCAGCCUGCGCCCUCUGCGGCUAGAGGCGAAAGGCCAUGCCAGCCGGGUGGCUAGGCGGCAGCAGCAGGAGGAGGAAGAGGAGGAGGAGGAGGAAGAGGAGGAGGAAGAAAAGGAAGAGGAGGAGGAGGAGGAAGAGUGGGGCUGGAAAAGGCCGGGCAGAGGCUUGCCGUGGACCAAGCUGGGGAGGAAGCCGGAGAGCUCGGUGUGCCCCGUGCGGCGUUCCAGGAGACUGAACCCGGAGCUCGGCCCCUGGCUGACGUUCACCGAUGAGUCGCUGGGCCCCUCGGAGCCCCAAGGGGAAGGAGCCCUGCCCUCGCUGAGCCUGGCUCCCGAGGCCUAUGACACAGAGGGGGAGCAAGGCAGCCCCACGGACGAGGACAGUGGCCAAGACCAGCAGCAGCAACCCCGGGGACCCCAGAUCCCGGCUCUGGAGAGCCCCUGUGAGAGUGGGGGUGGGGACACCGAUGAGGACCCCAGCUGCCCUCGGCUCCCUUCCAGAGACUCUUCCAGGUGCCUCAUGCUGACCUUGUCACAAAGUGACCCUCCUUUUGGCAAGAAGAGUUUUGAGCAGACCUUGACAGUGGAACUCUGUGGCACGGCAGGACUCACCCCACCCACCACCCCUCCCUACAAGCCCCCGGAGGAGGACCCCUUCAAGCCGGACAUCAAGCACAGCCCGGGCCAAGACACAGCUCCCAGCCGCCCCGCCCCGGAGGGCCUCCAGCUCAGGGCUGCCACGGGGGCGGCCCACAAGCCGCCCAAGCAGCACCCGGAGCGGAGCGAGCUCCUGUCCCACCUGCGGCACGCCACCACCCAGCCCGCCUCCCAGGCCGGCCAGAAGCGCCCCUUCUCCUGUUCCUUUGGAGACCACGACUACUGCCAGGUGCUCAAGCCCGAGGGCGCCCUGCAGAGGAAGGUGCUGAGGUCCUGGGAGCCGUCCGGGGUCCGCCGGGAGGACGGGCCCCAGCAAGGUGCCCCGCGGGCGGAGGCGCAGGCCUCUGGCUGGGAGGAACGCAGGAGCCGUGACGCAAGAGCACCCCCCAAGGACAGCCUGCUGCUGAGAGACCACGAGAUCCGCGCCAGCCUCACCAAGCACUUCGGGCUCCUGGAGACGGCCCUGGAGGACGACGACCUGGCCCUGUGCAAGAGCCCCGAGUACGACACCGUGUUUGAGGACAGCAGCAGCAGCAGCGGCGAGAGCAGCUUCCUCCUGGAGGAGGAGGAGGAGGAGGAGGAGGAGGACAAUGAUGAAGACUCAGGGGUCAGCCCCCCUCGCUCUGACUACUGCCCCUACCAGAGCCCCCCGAGCAAGGCGGGCCGGCAGCUCUGUUCCCGCAGCCGCUCCAGCUCCGGCUCCUCAUCCUGCCGCUCCCGGUCACCAGCCAUCCGCAGGACCUUCAGAUGUGAGAGCAGAGGGCCGUGUUCAGAUGGAACGCCAAGCGUCCGGCAUGCCAGGAAGCGGCGGGAAAAGGCUAUUGGCGAAGGCCGAGUGGUGUAUGUUCGAAAUCUCUCCAGCGACAUGAGCUCCCACGAGCUGAAGAGGCGCUUCGAAGUGUUUGGUGAGAUUGUGGAGUGCCAGGUGCUGACGAGAAGCAAGAGAGGCGAGAAGUACGGCUUCAUCACGUACCGGUGUUCGGAGCACGCUGCCCUCUCCCUGCGGAACGGCGCCACCCUGCGGAGGCACAACGAGCCCUCAUUCCGGCUGAGUGGCGGGGGCCUCCGGGGCUUCUGCUGGCCCAGGUACACCGACUACGAUUCCAAUUCCGAGGAGGCCCUCCGCGCGUCUGUGAAAAGCAAGUACGAAGCCAUGGAUUUUGACAGCUUACUGAAGGAGGCCCAGCAGAGCCUGCGUUGAUCACAGCCUUAACCUUCGAGGAAUACCUCAAUACCUCAGACAAGGCCCUUUCAAUAUGUUUACGCUUUCAAAGAAAAUAAGUAUAUGAGAAGGAGAGAGCGAGCGAGCGCAUGAGAGAAUACACAUGAGAGAGAGAGAGAGAGAGAGAGACUUGAAACUGCUGUCCUUUUGAAAAAAAAAUAAUCAAUGUUUACAUUGAACAAAGCUGCUUCUGUCUGUGAGUUUCCAUGGUGUUGACGUUCCACUGCCACAUUAGUGUCCUCGCUUCCGACGGGCUGUCCAGGGUGCGGCUCCCAAGUGCUGGGUCGGUCACCCACCUCCCCCGCCCCCACCCCGACUGACUUCCCUCGUAGACGUGCAGCCGUAUCCGCCAUAGCAUCUCUUGUCCGUAGCGUGUGAUGAUGAAAUUGUUACUUGUGAAUAGAAUCAGGAUUAUUAUAAACUCGUUUUUAAUUGAAGAAAAAAGUAUAUCCUUCAAACAAUGUAUUUAUUGGCUCAGAUGUGCUGUGCCUGGGGUCAUUGUAUCGCUUCCUUGAUUUUUUUAACUAUGCACUGUCCCGAGGUGUUUGCCACUGAGCUGCUCUGCUCCCUUUGUGAGGACGCCCCACGGGUGCUGGGGGGCUGAGGAAGGGCGGCCUGCCGUCCCAAAGAGAGGUUUCGGGGCCUGGCCUGCCAAGCCCUGCCCUGCCCUCAUGUUGCGGGGUUGGGUCCAAUUACAAUCAGAGCCCAGCUCACACGGAGAGUCCCUGCCUGGCCUUGAGUCCUCAGGUGUGCAGAAGGAAGGCAGUUCCCCAAGAGUUGAAAUGACCUGCGCAGUCCCACAGGCAGAGCAAAAACCAGCCCGGGCCUCCUGAUUCCUGGUCCCAUGCUGCCGCCGUAGCCGGGGUACAGAGGCCACGUUCCAGGGCUGCUAAGAGGGGAGGUCAGCUACCUUGGGCAACAAACUAGAAACCUGCAGGCUCAUCAUGGGAGUUAUGGCAGCAGCCGAUUCGGCAGCACCGGGUGAGUCCGAGCUCUGGCGUGCGUUUUGGUCCACGGGUCCUGCGGUGUGCCUGUUCCCGUGGCCGCGCCGCCCGAGCUUCAGGGACACACCCGGAGCGUCCCAGACAGGUGGUCUGGGAGCAGUCAUCUCUCCUGGACCAGUCACCACCCUAUCGUACCCCCUCCAGCUGGCCUGUCCUUGGCCUCAGCUGUCAGGUUGUGUGGGUGGCAUGGGACAGGGAAGCAGGAAGAGGGUUGGGGGCGGAUAAAACCACCUCCUAGCUCCUUUUCAACGUAGAAAACCUGCGAGUUGGGCUUUCCUGUACAUUUUGGGUUCUCGGGUGAUGAUGUCGAAGCCAUGUCAGGGUUGGAUGUUCCUAAGGUGCCUUGGGGGCCGUUCAUGAGGGAGCGCAUGGCCGGGCAGGAGCUGAGCGUGUGACUUUUGCUGCAGAAAGAGCAGCUCCCGCUGGGCCUCAUCCAGACACCAGUGUCCUGUGGUAAAUUUUCACAUUGAAAAAGAA